UGGGCUGGUGAGAGAUCGAGCAGAGGAGAGAGUGAAGCUGCAGCAGCCAGCAGAUAAAAGCUUUUUCUCUCCUUCUGCCGGCGUCUGCGAGCCGCGGAUAAAACAGAGCCGUGCAGCCGGCAGAGGGAGCGGCGGAUCCGGUCCGCCUGCCGCCGGAUCACCAGGCCUCAAACCACAAACAGGGACAGAUCUGAGCUGAUCGGAGGGACCGCCCAACAACGCAGGAACACUCGGUGCCGUUCCAACCUCCAGCGUAUCAAUCGGAUCGGCUUCUCUGAAUGUUUCGUUUCAGCCGGAGACGCCUCCCGUCUUUGUUUCUGGGAGGACGCAAUGUUUUAGGCUCCUCUGCGGUUCUACGUGAUGCUCUGGACUAUCCUUCACCAGACUCUGAAUCUUCUUGGCUCUGCUCCAGAUUCGCUGCACAUCUGCACAAGAAGAAGCUAACUGAUGACCAGAACUGCUUUCUGUUUCGACUUCCCAGCCUCGGAGUCCAGAGGCCUGCUCCUAAUUAGGAGAAAACAGACUUGAGGAGUUAUUAAGGGGUCUGUGGACGUGUUUUCGACAUACUGAUCCUCAUCCUGCAAACUGUGGUUUUCCAGCUGUUGCAUCGUCGCAGUGCACCACCUGAUGAGGAGACGGGGCUCCUGAGUUCCCAAGGGCUCAUGGCAAAAUGACAACUUUAAACCUCAGGGAAUGAGAUGGAGUGGAAAGAUCCCAGCUUUUCAGAACUGCAAAGUCAUAUUCAGACUUUUAAUUGCCACCACACUGAGGAUAAAGAGACGUGUCAGAGGAGCCAAAUCAUCACAGGAGAAACCUCCUUAACGGUCCGGAUUAGACGUGAGGAGCGGUGGAAAUCAGACUGAGUCUUUAGUAAGCUGUCAGAGUAUUGGCUGGACUUCCUGCAAUCUGUUGCAGCAUUGGCUGAUGGCUCCCUCUGUCACACACAUCCAGACUGCAGGACGUGCAGCAGGAAUACCAUGGGAAGACUCAGAUAUACUGAUCUCUCUUCUUCUCUGCUGCAUUAACAUUACCACAGCGUGGUCUGUGGAUCAUUAAUUCAUGAGCUUAGAUAGAGCUCUUGGAUCCCUUCAUUCUGGUUCUGUUGAUCGGAAUGAAACGGGAGCAGAUCAGAAGGUUUUUCUCACCUUGGGAUAUAGCUGUCUUCAAUUUUCCUGGGACUUUUAAUGAUUGAUGGAAGAUGAGACUAGAAAACAAGUUGACAUUCGUUUCUUUGGCAUGAAGGCUGGAGAAUCCCAGAUGGGAUGAAAGCGACUCUGAUCUGUUGCCUUAGACUAGCUACCAAUAAAUCUGAGUCCUAAGCUGGACUGGGCUGAUUUCCACCUGUAUCCUUUCACCGGACAAAUGGACUGGAGAAUAUUCUUCCUGGAUUGUUAUUUUGGAAGGUAGCAUAGUAAAAACCAUCCUCUCGUUCUACGCUUUGCUUCAUUCAGAGGGUCUGGGCUCUCGGCUAUUGAGCGACAGUUGCUUCCUCGAGGUGUGGACUGUGCCAGUUCAACGCAGUGAAGCUUACAAAGAAGUGCCGAGCUGAACGAGAUGGCUGUUAAUGGUGAUUCAAUAUUUGGAAGCGUGACCAACAUUCACUUCCCUCACUGCCAUUGCUAAAACUACAAACGGUGCAGAAAAUCAUUCACAAGUCCUUCUGUUUGCUGACUGGCCUGGUUGAGUCCAACUCAGUGGGAGAAAACCUGGAGAUUUGAAUCGAGAGGAUUAGCGCAGGAAGGCAAUGGCCAAACCUUAGAGGUUGAUCUUUUAGCUUCCCGUUUCGCUGCCUUCAUUCUCCCCCGGGGCAUCACCGGAGACAUGGGGAAUUCAAUGGGUUGCGUUCGGCCUCUAAGGGAGGGCGAUCCGGACGGCGCACCGACCCUGACACCAAAGAAACGUCUUCGCUUCAGACGUAAGCAGAAGGGCAAUAAGAACCAGAGGGCUGGGGAGGAGAAACGGACCCGGGUGCAUGAGUCCGACGAGGUCGACCAGGUGAAGGAGAAAAAUCCUGAAGGUGUGGAGAGUAGCAGAACAGUGCCUGAAUCCCAUUUACGUCAUUCCAGAACCGAUCCACACAGCAAUACUCUGUCUCCCAGCUCUAUGGGUGGACUGUUGAGCAGCCGAAUACUCGAAGCGACUCCCAAGCCCAGUCCAGCCUGGAGAGGAGUCUUCUGCCUUCCUGGGGAGGAAGACACGGUCAGCGCCAUCAUCGACGUCUCCAGCAUCCCGAGCCAAACCACAGCCACCACCCCGGUCAACACGGCGCCGGCCCUGGGCAGUACCACUCCAGGAGGAGGCAGGGUCUGCCGGGUUAGGGAGAAAGUUCAAGGCAUUCUGGAAAAACCUUGGAUACACAAAAGGGAAGAGGAGAAGGAGAAAGUGAGUAAGGAUGGAGGGGGAAACAGGCCAAAGGCAGCAGUAAAGGAGCAUAAAGGUGUAGUCCACAUCCGAGAGGUGGAUGGGAAGCUCUGCGUGGUGCGGACGGUCUACCCCAGUGAUCUGGGCUCCCCGCUGCGGAAGGACAACGAGGUGGAUGUUCAUAAAGAACCUCCGGCACCGUCGCCCGUCACAGGAAACAUCCUGAAAGUUAAGCUGGUAGAACCAGCAGGUGAUUCCUCGACAUCUUCCGGCCAUUUGCACAUCCAGGACACCAUGAAAGCUUCGUCUCUUUUCGAGUCGGGCUACUCUAGCGAUCUUCCUCUGACAUCUCCGGAAACGGCAGGUACCACUCCCAGUCAAACGGACUGGGGAGGCCUGACCAGCAGCUCGUCUGAGAAACUGGACUCUACCCUGGAGAGUCCGCUGGUGCCGCAGAAACAGGCGGCUUCGAAGCACCUGCCGCAGAUCUCGGAGAUCUACGUCUGCGGCGAGUCCGCUGACCUCACAGCCAAAGAGAAGCUGCUGCUAUGGAGCCAGCAGGCCACCGAGGGCUACCCCGGCCUCCGCUGCACCAACUUCAGCUCGGCGUGGAGCAACGGCCGCAUGUUCAACGCGCUGCUGCACAGAUACAGGCCGGACCUCAUCAACAUGGAGGCCGUGACCCGGCAAAGCAACCGGGAGAACCUGGAGCAGGCCUUCGAGAUCGCCGAGUCGCUGGGCGUGACCAGGCUGCUGGACGCCGAGGAUGUCGACGUUCCGUCUCCAGACGAGAAGUCCGUCAUCACUUACGUCUCCUCGAUUUACGACGCUUUCCCUAAAAUCCCAGAGGGAGGAGAAGGCAUCGCCGCACAGGAAGUGGACCAGCGCUGGUCGGAGUACCAGUCCAGGUUCUCGUCUCUGGUCCAGUGGACCCGCCAGCAUACGGGCCUCAUGGCCAAGAAGAACUUCCCACAGAACCCAGUAGAACUCAAGGCACUUUAUAACGAGUACAUCCAUUUCAAAGAGACGGAGAUCCCCAGCAAGGAGACGGAGAAGUCUCACAUCGAGCAUCUCUACAAGCUGCUGGAGGUCUGGAUCGAGUUCGGCCGGAUUAAGCUUCCUCCGGGCCUCCAUCCCAACGAUCUGGAGGAGGAGUGGGGCAAGCUGAUCCUGGAGAUGCUGGAGCGGGAGAAGGCCCUGAGGCCGGCCGUGGAGAGAGUGGAGCUGCUGCUGCAGCGAGCCAAUAAGAUCCAGAACACGGCCGUGGACUGUGAGGAGAAACUCACCCUGGCCAAGAACACGCUGCAGGCCGACGCGUCCCGAGCCGAGAGCGGCGAGGCGGUGCAGUGCGAGAGAGAAAUGGCGUGUUACCUGCAGGACUGCGAGGCGCUGAUCCGGCAGAUCGAGCAGGAUCUGAAAAUCCUGCGAGAGGAAAAGUACUACCAGGUGGACCAGCUGGCCUUCAGAGUUAACUGCCUUCAGGAGGAGCUGGUCUCGCUCCGGCUGCAGUGCUCCAGCGUCUACAGGAAGGGCCACUUCUCUCAGGCCCUGGGGCCCACCAGCACGGAGCCGCCCUGGCAGAGAGCCACAGACGGAGGCCUCUCUCUGGGUCAGACCCUGCUAGGCGCCGUGGGGGCCGCGGGGGCCGUUGGAGCCGCUCUCUUGCGGCGGCCGGUGGCGCGCUCCCAGCUGGUGGCCAUGUCGUCAUCAGAGGACGAAGGAAGCCUGAGGUUCAUCUACGAGCUGCUGGGAUGGGUGGAGGAGACGCAGGAGCUGCUGGAGGGAGCAGAAUGGGGCGCAGACCUCCCCUCUGUGGAGAACAACCUGCAGGAGCACAACACCAUCCACACGGCUGUGGAGGAGCUGCUGAGCAGCCUGCAGGAGGCGCGCAGCUACGAGGCUAAAGUAUCCCCGAACUACAAAGGCAGCUACUCAGAAACCCUGGCCAAACUGGAGCACCAGUACUGCAAGCUACUCGAACAUUCGUCAUGCCGCCUGCAGAGCCUGGAGAGUUUGCACGCGUUCGUGUCCCGCUGCACCGAGGAGCUGAUCUGGCUCAACGAGCGCGAGGAAGAGGAGAUCUCCUUCGACUGGAGCGACGGCAACGCCAACAUGAGCGCCAAGCGGGAGCUGUACGAGGAGUUGAGGUUGGAAUUGGCAGAGAAACAGGAUAUGAUGCGUUCCAUCCAGGAAACGGCUGGCCGGCUCUGUCAGGAAAACCAUCCGGCCAAACAGACUGUGGAGGCCUACAGUGCAGCGCUGCAGACGCAGUGGCAGUGGGUGGAGCAGCUGUGUGUUUGUGUUGAGCAGCAUCUCAAAGACAACACCGCCUACUUCCAGUUCAUGAGCGACGCCAGGGACUGCGAGUCGUACCUGCGGCAGCUUCAGGAGACGAUAAAGAGACAGUACACCUGCGACAAGAACAGCCGGCUGAGCAAACUGGAGGACCUGCUGCAGGACUCCAUGGAGGAGAAGGAGCAGCUGAUUGAGUACCGCAGUACGGUGGCCAGCCUGGUGGGUCGGGCCAAGACGGUGGUCCAGCUCCGGCCCCGCGGCGCGGAGAGCCCACUGGGUGGCGCCACACCCAUCAGAGCCAUCUGCGACUACAAACAGAUCGAGACAAACGUUCAGAUCACCAUCAACCGGGGCGAGGAGUGUGUGCUGGAGGACAACUCCCAGCGGACCAAGUGGAAGGUGAUCAGCCCGACUGGGAAUGAAGCCAUGGUUCCCUCCGUGUGCUUCUCCGUCCCUCCCCCCAACCAGGAGGCCAUCGACACGUCCAGCAGGGCGGAGCAGCUCUACCAGAAGGUGAUGUCUCUGUGGCAUCAGCUGCAUGUGAACAUGAAGAGCGUGGUCACGUGGCACUACGUCCUCAAAGACAUCCGGUCCAUCUCCGGCUGGACUCUGGACUCGGUUCGCAGUCAGAGUCCGUCGGAGCGGCAGCAGCUGCUGGACCACAUGGCGUCCCAGCUGGCCGACUUCCUGUCCGACAGCAGGGAGAGUUCGCUGUUCACGGCGGCCGAGAGACGGGAGCUGGAGCGGGACGCUCAGCAGGCGCAGCAGCACUGCCAGGACCUGCUGCGCCACAUGGAGACAGCGGAGAAAGACGAGUCGGUGUCGCGGUCGUACCUGUCGGAGCUGCAGGACGUCGCGCUGCGUCUGGACGAGGCCGAGCGCCGGCUGACCAGGGCCAUCGAGACUCCGCCUCCCAGCCGGCUGUCCAGCGCCGACUUGGACAACACGCUGCAGAUCGCAGAGCAAGAGAAGCUGCAGUCUGAGCUGGACUCGCUGCGCUGCGGUCUGGGCGACGUGUCGCGGCGCUGCGUCCGGUUCUUCGAGGAGAAGCCGUCGUCCUCCAGCGUUCCCGUCCUGCGCUCGCAGCUCGGUCAGGCCGUGGAGCGAACCGACAGGCUGCACCACCUGUCAGCGCUCUACCUGGAGAAGUUAAAAACGGUCGCCGUUUUGAUGCGGAGCCUGGAUGAAGCGGAGAGCCAGGUCAGGAAGUACGAGAGCAGGCUGAGCGAGGAGGACGUCGUUCCAGCCGACACCAACGCCAUCCAGAACCUCAGAGACCAGCUGGGGCGGUGGCAGGCGGAGCUGUCAGAACAAGAGGAGACCUUCCAGGCCCUGCAGGUCCAACUGGGCCGGGCCAAAGAGGCGGGAGCCGAGCUGGGGAAGCUGCAUGUGGACCGCAGCCCCGAGCUGGAGCGCUACCAGGAGAGAGCCAAUCAGAUGGCAGAGAGGUGGAGCGGCGUCAAGCGGCAAACGGAAACACGGCGGUCGGACCUGGAGGUUCUGGGCUUGGCGCUGCAGCAAUACCGGCAGAACCACUCGGCUCUGAUCCGGUGGAUCGAAGAGACGACGGAGAGGCAGGAGAGCGCCCAGGCCGGACAGACGGACAGCAGGGCGCUGUCAGAGCAGCUGGCCCAGCAGACGGCGCUGGUGGCUGAAAUCGAGCAGAACCAGACCAAACUAGACGAGUGCCAGACCUACUCCAAACAGUACUGCACCUCCGUCAAGGAUUAUGAGAUGCAGCUGAUGACCUACAGGGCGUUUGUGGAGUCGACGCAUAAAUCCCCAGUGAAGAGGAGGAGGAUGCACUCUUCGUCUGACGCCAUCACUCAGGAGUUCAUGGAUUUGCGGACGCGCUACACGGCGUUGGUGACGCUGACCACCCAGCAUGUGAAGUACAUCAGUGACGCCCUGAGGAGACUGGAGGAGGAGGAGAAAGAGGUGGAGGAGGAGAAGCAGGCCAGGGUGGGCCAGGUUUCAGAGCUGCUGGGCUGGGUCAAAGGUCUGCAGGGUCGGACCGGCGGCCCCAGCGCAGAGUCGUCGCUGGCGGCACAGCAGGCCAUCAGCGAACAGCUGGCGGGGAGGAAGGAGCAGGUGGCCGAGGCCAUGCGCAGCACGCAGGGCUUCCUCUGCUCCAAACAGGCCAGCAAGUUGUCCCCGGAGGAGCGCGCCGCAGUGGAGGCUCAGCUGGACGAACUGACGGCCACCUACAACCAGCUUCUGGACAGCUCCACCCAGCAGCUGCAGCAGCUGGAGCAGCAGCUGGCCAGAGAGCAGGAGAGAAAGAACCGAGCUGCCAUUGGAGGCGUGAUCGACCUGGGCACCGUGGAAACCUUCUCAGUGUUUCAGGCAGCCCAACGGGGUCUCAUCGACCAGGACACCUGCAGUGUUCUGCUGGAGGCCCAGCUGGUCACGGGUGGACUCGUCCGACCAGACGCAUCGGGGGUUUAUUCAUUGGAUCAUGGUCUAACUGAAGGCCUCAUUGAUGCUCACACCUGUCAGUCACUAGCUGAACUUGAAAGUGCCAUGGAGUUGAUAAAGGAGUCUGUGGGUGACCAAAAACCUUUGCCCGUAGCUGCAGCCAUGGAGUCGGGGUUGAUCACAGAAGAGGUUGGACUUCGUAUACUUGAACUUCAGAUGAACAGUGGUGGACUCAGAGAUUCAUGUGGGAAAAUCAUGAGUUUGGAGCAAGCAGAGGAUAUGAGAGUUUUGCCUUCCAGGAUCUUAAACAAGCUUUACUCUAGAAUUCAGCACAAAGAGUUGCUCGAUCCAAACACAGCUGAAAAGGUCAACAUAGAAGAGCUGAAGCUGCGCUGUAUUCCUGAUGACGACUCAGGUCUCCUCCUCCUUCCUGUCAAACAGCAGCCUGGAGGAACCGUUUGCCUCCGAUCUGGAAGAAAAGUUGGCAUCUUUCGCGCCGUCCAGGAGGGACUGAUUGACCGGGCGGAUACCGUGAGGCUUCUCGAGGCCCAGCUGUUCGCCGGUGGCAUCACUGACCCACGUUCUAGCCACCGGCUGACAAUUGGUGAGGCUGUUCGUCAUGGGCUUAUGGACCAGGAUUUAGCUUGUGCUAUGUUAGCACGACAACUGCAGAAUGGGGGGAUUCUUGACCCGCUCAGUGGGCAACGCCUGGAUUUAGAGGAGAGCAUUCGCAGGGACCUUCUCUCCCCUCGUUUGGCUCUGUUGGUUCUUGAGUCUCUUUGGACUUUUACAGGACUCCUUUGGCCUGAAUCUGGAGAGCUGAUGCCCAUUGCAGAGGCUCUUCAUCAAGGGGUGAUAUCAGGUGAUCUAGCAAGAAACAUCUUAAGACAGAGACAUGCCAUUGGAGGGCUGUACAGUGCAGAAACUCUCAAAGUCUUGCCCCUUAAUCAAGCUACAGAAGAAGACCUUGAGCCCGAUGUUGUAAGAUGUCUCCGAGACAUUCAUAUACCAGACAUUCUCUACAACAUGAGCCAGUCCGGUACUCCAUCUCUAAACCGCCUGAGCUGGGGAUCAACCAGCUCCUCUUCUCCGCCUCUAUCAUCUCCUACAAACAUCAUGUGGGAAGCUUCACCAACCGAUAGGGUCGAUCCUGAAGUUCAAGCCAAAGACAAGCUUCUCUUUCACCUCAUGACUCACAGCUAUGUGGAUGCACAUUCUGGAAAAAGGCUGGUGCUCCUUGACCAAGAUCUGGUGCUUGUAGUUAAAGACUCUUGUUUGGCUGCAGGAGAAUCGAGUGAAGACGAGUCAUCAAACAAGUUGGCUGGAGAUAAACUGCAGACAUUGGGCAGUGGGGAAAAUGUUAGAAUGACAAAUGAAGCAGAAGAACACAGUUCUGAUCUGGAAACUUCAGUAGAUAACACUGAAAUGAUGAAUACAAGUGACGAUGGAAAGGGCAUUAGACUACCACCGAAGUUACCUGAAACCACAGGCAGAGAUGGCCUUUCUGAUCCUGAACCUUCUGUUUACACCAAAGUACAUAAAGAAAAAGAAGGGUCCAGUUUGCAAAGUGAAAUGAUUUCAUGGAACUAUCAAGAAGUAAUAAAACACAAAGCCAAUGCUGUAGGUGAAACCGUUCCUCAACAUCUAGAGGUCAAAGAUACAAUCACAAAAACAUCUUUUAAAUUGGAGGAAGGCAUUAAAAGAGGCACACAGCAGGAACAAAUGUCAAAAGUAAAAGAAAGUAAGGAGGUAAAUCUGAGAGAGGCUCAAGAACUCAAAGGUACAAAAAGUUCUCCAACCGAUUUAGCAAGUGUGUCUGAAACGGAUGUUGACUUCAAGGGAUCAGAGACUGUAGUUGAUGAACCACUGAUGGAGGAGCGAGAGGAGAAUGCAGAGUUGGAGAGAUUGGUCCUGGAGCUCAAACAGGGAGGUCUGAUGACAGAGGAUGGAGAGAAGCUGCUGCCAGAUGAAGCAGUAGCUCAAGGUGUCCUUCCUGGUCAUACAGCAGUUAAACUGAUGGCUCAGGCAGGCCUGUUUGGGGGAUUCCUAGAUGCCACCAGUGGGGAGUCGCUGAGCUUGGAGGAAGUGAUGCAGGAGGGCUUACUAGAUGAAGAUCUUAUGUGGGGUGUCCUGAAGUCAGAUAAAACUCUUGCCGGUGUUGUGGACAUCGAGAAAGGUCAGAUCUGUGGGGUGAGGGAUGCAGCUCAGGCUGGACUCAUUGAUCCUAACACUGCUGCUCGACUCCUAGAAGCCCAGGUUGCAUCUGGAGGGAUUGUCGACUUACGUAGGGAUAAGAAAGUCUCUGUCACUUUAGCAGCAAACCUGGGUCUAAUUGAAGAAGACCAAAGAGAGGAACUGAUUGCUCUUGAAAAGGCUUUCAAAGGAAAGGAUACAGACUCUGCAACCAGCCUCAGAAAGGCAAGUUUACAGCUGCAGAUGGAGGGUGUUGUCGACCCUGAAACCAAGUCUCCAGUUCCUUUAGAACAAGCAAUUAAGAAAGGGUUAAUUAGAUCUGAUGAGGCCUAUCAGGUGUUGGCAAGACAGGUGGCUGAAGGUGGCAUAAUCCACCAUGCUUCAGGAAUGAAACUCUCUGUCUCUGAUGCUGUAGAUAGAGGACUAGUGGAUCGGUCAAUAGCUCCGGGGCUUGAGGAACUAGAAUGGAUCUAUCGAGGAAAAAUCAGUGCCUCAACCAAACCAGAAGCAAUUGCUUUCCAGGCAACAACUGGAGCUAUUUUGGAUCCUGAUAAUGGAGUUAAGCUGACACUGUCAGAAGCUGUGUCGAAGGGUCUUCUAGAUGACAAGAUGGCCACUGAAGUCAUGGCUUCUCCGGUGGUAACGCAGGGAACAAUUGACCCAAAAACUGCACAGAUUGUGCCUUAUUCAGAACUUGUAAGUCAGGGUAAGAUUGAUAUUGAAACAGGCAAACGCUUUUUGGAGGUGAAGCCCUUCCAAGGUGUUCAGGAUAAGCAAACCUUGGAGACCCUGACCCUCCCUGAGGCUGUUGCUUUGAAGUGGGUUGAUCCAGUUCCAGCUGUAAGGUUGCUCCAAAGCCAGGCAGACACUGGUGGGAUCAUUGAUAUCUACACUGGAGAGAGGCUCCCACUGCCUGAAGCCUCUGCCAGAGGUUUAGUAAGUGGUGAUAUGGUCAAAGAAAUAGCCACCAACCAGUUUGUCAAAGGAGGUUUGGUUGAUCCAGCAACUAGACGGCGAGUGUCAGAUCUUAGUGAUGCCAUCACUUCUCAGCUGUUGACGAGAGACCUGGCUUUGGAGAUCCAGGAGACGCUAAAGGAAAACUUUCCAGAUGAUCAUUUUACAACUGUUGUAGCUACUGGGCCAAGAACCGACAGUCCAGCAAACAUGUCUGCAAACACUAGGACAUCCUCAGGAUCUCCAUCUUCUGUUAGAGGUUUAGAAGUUACAUACAAUUAUGACGAGACGUUCAGAAGUGAAAUUUCAGAUCAGUCACUUUUACAUCCUGAAGAUGAGACGGUAGCAGAAAUGGAACCUGAACAGUCAAUGGAUCUGUUAUCCAAGUUUGCAUCUAAUGUUGAAAAAAGAAUCCAGCAAGCCAUUCAAGAGAUCCUGCCACAAAAACUGGAUAAUCGUCAUCAACAAGAACCGAGUGAAAAAAUGGAGACUGAGGGUAAACAAGGGGAGAACUUAACCAGAGGUUCUGUAAAAGAAUCUACUCGGGUGAUAAUCGAUCAUAGUGAAGAGGUUCAAAAAGAAGAUGGCCAGGAGCCAGAAAAAGAUGAGUACAUGGAGAGUGGACCUACUGAGAGCACAGUAAUGGUCCAUCGUGGGUCUGAAGAUGUGAAGUCAGAAGAAAUUAUAGUCAACAGAGAAACCAAAGAUCCCAGAAGCUUCCCACGGUUUCUAGCAGGGAAUGAGGACCUUACAUCUUUGCAGGCCAAAAGUAGCACUGAUGUGGAGCAGUCAGAUCAGUUCUCUGCUUCUACAAGUAAAGAGUCAGACAACAAAAGCAAAAAGAAGAGGAAGAGUAAAAAGAAGGCAAGAGGGAAAGAAGUAGAAACUGAAACUCAUCUUCCAGAGAUGAAACAUGAACUUCAAACUCAUCAAAUCAGUCCAGAAACCAAGGAGAUCCCACAGGUUGCCCCUGUUGCCACAGAAGAAAUCACAUUAGAUGCAAAUGUGCAGAAGUCAGAUUCCUACAUUCCAACUGCUACUGACCCUUCCUCUGACGAGAGAAUGGAAAGGACUGAAGAGAAAGUUCAGACUGAAAAUGUUUUGGUAGAUCAGGAGCAGGAAGAGGUUCUUCUCAGACCAAACACUGAGAUGGAGGAAGAUGCAACCAGGACAAUAUUGGGUAGAACUCCAGAGAAGGUUGACAUGAGGGUAGAAGAAGAGGAAUCAGUGACGGAGCAGGAAGAAGUUUCUCUUAAACCAAACACUGAGAUGGAGGAAGAUGAAGCUAAAACAAUGUUACUAAAGUCGUCACAAGAGGUUUCCAAGCAGGAAGAGGUAAAAAAGGAAUCUAUGGAGAAGGCUUUGAUUGCUGAACAACUGGAAGCACCAGAGGUACAGAAGAGCAUAGAAGCAGAAUCUCUGACAAAGUCAAGUCUUAAAGAGGAUGAAAAAGCAGCCUUGAUUCUGAAAGCUAAAGAGAGCAUUCUUAAGAAAGUGUUUGAGAAGGGAGUGAGUGAUAAACAGGCAGCCCAAGAGCUGGAGGCGCUGAGGAAGAAGAAGCAAAGUAAAACGGGCGAUAAGAAGACAGAAACUAAAAGUGAAGAAGGUGACGCUGACAGGAGCAGCUCUGCUCUACAGAAAGACCGUAAAGAUCAAGUAACUGUCAAAAAGGACCCUGUGGUGCUGCAGAGGACACCUGGAGAUAUUCCUGCAGUUACAGAGACGCUGGGAACAUCUUCAAGUGAAGACAUCAGGGCUAAGCAGAAAGAUGUUGAGACUCUUCCAACAGUCUCAAAAAGUAAGAGAAGCAAGAGGAGCAAAAAGCUAAAACCAACUGGAGAUAAAGCCGAGAUGGAGAAGGCACCCACAGAUCUGAAAGAUCCAACAUACACCACAAAAUCUCCUCCUGCACCAGAGUCAGGCGGCACAGUUUUGAAGGAAUACUUGAAGGUGAGCACUGAUGAUGACCAGGCAGCUGGAACAGCUACCAAAAAACCAGAGAGUCUAAAACCAACCAAAUAUCAGCCUGAAUUGGAGAAGGUAAAACCAGAUGGGAAAAUGGGUUCUGGCCUGAAAGAUACAAAAAUGAUCUCAAAAUCUGAGGCAAAGCAACAGCCAGAAAGCAGAAUUUUGUCUGACGCCGGGAAGUUGAGCACUGACACUGAUGAUCAUUCAGUUGGUACAACUACCAAAAAACCAGAGAGUAUAAAACCAACCAAAGAUCAGUCUGAAAUGGAGAAGGCACUGUCAGAUGUUGAAGAGCCAAAAUAUACAACAAAAUCACCUACUGAAUCUAGGUCUGGCAGAAAUGUUUUGACUGAAGGCGUGAAGGUGAGCACUGAUGAUGAGUCAGUUACAAAGGAUGAAAAACCAACUGAAGAUCAGCCUCAGGUGAGGAAGGUAAAGCCAGAUGAGAAAAUGGCUUCUGACCUGAAAGGUACAAAAAUGAUCUCAAAAUCUGGUGCAAAUCAACAGCCAGAAAGCAGAAUUUUGUCUGAAGACCUAAAUGUGAGCACUGAUACUGAUGAUCGGUCAACUGGUGCAGCUACCAAUAAGACAAAGAGUCUAAAACCAAGCGAGAUGGAGAAGGUAACUUCACAUUUGAAAGAUCCAGAAUAUACGACAAUUUCAGCUGCAGAACCAGAACCGGAUGAAAAAGUUUUGACUGAAAACAUGAAGGUGAGCACUGAUGAUCAGUCAGUUGGUGCAACUUCCAUGAAGCCUAGAAGUCUGAAACCAUCUGAAGAUCAGCCUGAAAUGGAGAAGGCAACUUCACAUCUGAAAGAUCCAAAAUCAGCUGCAGAACCAGAAUUGGACAGCAUUAUUUUGACUGAAGACCUGAAGGAUAUUAAUUAUCAGUCUAUUGUUGAAACUAACAAAAAGUCAAAGAGUCGAGACGAUCAGCCAGAGGAGGAGAAGCUAAAACCAGAUGAGAAAAUGGGUUCUGACCUGAAAGGCAUGAAAAUUACCUCCAAAUCUGAUGUAAAGCAACAGCCGGAAAGCAGAAUUUUAUCUGAAGACCUAAAGGUGAGAACUGAAGCUGACGAUCAGUCAGUUGGUGCAGCUAGCAAGGAGCCAAAGAUGCUAACUAAACAUCAGUCUGACGUGGAAAAGUCACUGUCAGUUCUGAUGGAUCCAAAAUAUAUGACAAAAUCAGCUGCAGAACUGGAGUCAAAUGGCAAAAUGUUGACUGAGGAUGUGAAUGUGAGCACUGAUGAUGGUCAGUCAGUUGGUGCAGCUAGCAAGGAGCUAAAGAGUGAAAAACCAGUUGAGGAUCAGCCUGAGCUGGAGAAGAUCACAUUCAAAGGAAAAGGAGAUUCUGGCCUAAAAGACAUGAAAACUAUCACAAAAUCUGGUGCAAAGCAACCAACAGAAAGCACAGUUUUGACUGAACACCUAAAGGUGAGCGCUGAUGAUGAUCCUUCAAAGGGUCUAACUACUAAGGAGCCAAAGAGUGAAAAACCAGCUGAAGAUCAGCCUGAGCUGGAGAAAAUGACCGAUGGAAAAGUGGAUUCUGACCUAAAAGAUCUAAAAAUAACCUCAGGAUCUGAUACAAAGCAACCAGAAAGCAGAUUAUUGUCUAAAGAUUUAACUGUGAGCACUGAUACUGAUGGUCAGUCAGUCGGUGACCCUGCUAGACCAUCAGAUGUUGGUAAAGUCAAUCAGAAACACCCUGAAGGAGUCAAAAGUCUCCAAAAAAGUCAGAUUGAACAAGCUACAGAAUUACUCUUAGACCAGAGCGACUUGACAGAUUUAUCUCAGGAGGUUUCUAGCAAACAGGAGAGAAAGUCCUUGGCUCAACCUGCUUCUCUUGACCCACAUUCUGAGAAAAGCCAAAGGAAGGAAAACCUGCAGCCACCUGCAGCUGAAAGCUCUGAUGUUUCUGAAUCUUUAACAAACCUGCAGCGGCAUCUGGAUUCUCCAGAAACUGCCGCUUUAUCUAAAGAUGAUGCUUCAAUUAAAUCUGAAUCUCUAAAAGUGACUGAGGUGGAUCUGAGCAAUGAGAGCCUAGAAGACGAAGAAAAAGUUUCCAAGUAUCAAGAAACUCUGUCGACCAAAGAGGAAGCACCGUCCACAGGAAGCAAGUCAUCAUUAUUGCGUCAGCAAUGUCUGGAACAUGACCAGCGAAUCAUAGCGCUGCUCUCCAUGGUCCGACACGUUGAAGUCCGACUGAAACAACAGCAGCAGUUGGUGGACCGCAGCCUCGUCAUGUUGGACGGCAUCAUCAACCGGACUGAGAUGCUGGACCUUGAACUCUCCAACUUGGAGCCUGAGAUAAGCAAAGAAGUUGAAGCUGCAGAGCGACUGUUAAAGCCCAGACCGACCGACGUUCCUCCGCAGCUGCUGCUAGCCUUGGAGAAAGAUGGGCGCAGCUUAGCCCGAGCUUACGAAGCGGCUCGGUCGCUCUCCAAGAGCGUCCUGCAAAGUCUGCGGGACCACAGAGACUCGUGCAAGGAUGCAGUGGCAGCUGAGCAGAAAUGUUUGGGACAACGUGUGGAUGGGCUGCUGUUCAGGUUGAGUGAGACAGAGGCUCAGAUGGACGGAGACACAGCGGGGAAGGAGGGGACCCAGGCUGGGCUCACACAGCAGCUGGAUCUCUGCAAGGAGCUCCAGUCUUCGCUGUCGACUUGCUCCGAGGAAGUCAGCAGCCUGGUCUCCGACAUCCAGCUCUUCAUCUCUGAGCGCGCUCAGGACCUGGCCCCCGAGCAGAGCAGGCGGCUCCUGGAGCAGCUGCAGCAGCUGCAGACGGCCUUCCACCACACGUCGGGCCGAGCCGAGGCCUGGGCCGGCGCUCUGGCCGCUCAGCGCGGCAGGGAGGAGGAGGAGAGGCGGCGCCGAGAGAGGCGCAGUGAGGAAGAGGAGGAGGACAGAGAAAGGAAAAAAGCGAGGGAGAGAGAGGUGGUGCAGCAGCAGAAAGCAGAGUGCUCUCAGAAACUGGAAGGCCUCAACGCGUGGUUGGCCGGAGCCGCAGGCCUGCUGGCCAAUCAGAGGGCUGGACCGGAGUCAGGUGACGUCGGCGCCCUGCAGGAGAGGCAGAAAAAGCUGAAGGAGGUGCAGAGGGACCUGCAGGCGAAAGCCGACAGCGUGGCUCAGGCCGUCCGGUCAGUGGAGGAGUUUCUGGCAGAGAAAGGAGACGGUCUGAGCGCAGAGGAGAAGAAGAACCUCCAGGUGGCGCUGGAAAGACUGAAGGAGCAGAACGCUGCCCUGACAGACUCGACCAACACUUCGCUGUCAGAGCUCAACGACGCCAUCAGUACGACCGUGCAGCAGAACACGCAGAGGGCGAAAGCGGUGGAGGAGCUUCAGGAAACCCAAAGCCAGAUCGACUCCCUGCUCUCCUCCUUCAGCCAACUGGACCGGAUCGCAGCGCCGCAGGAUGUGCCGGACUCUUCCAUUUCACCACCGGAGGGCGCAGUGGAGUCGCACACAGAGAUGCUGCAGUCGGAGCUGCAGCAGCUCCAGGCUCAGCAGACGCAACUGCUGCAGAUCAGCCAAUCAGCUCGCUCCCUGCUGGAGCAGCCCGACUCCACGGUUCCCCCCGAGGAGAAGCAGCGGCUCCGGGUCGCCCUGGACCGGCUGCAGGCCCAGCACCAGGACAGGCUGCACAGCUGUCAGGAGCGUCUGAGGAAAUCUGAGGCUCUGCAGGACGAGCUGACCAAAUUCCUCCAGGAACACGGAAACCUGGGCUCCUGGCUGGAACUAAGUGAACAGGAGCUGCGUUCUUUGGGGGAAGGAGAAACCGACGCGCAGGGCCUGAAGGACCGGCUGGAGGAACACAGAAAGCUGGGUGAGGAUGUCAUCUGCCACAAGGCCGACCUUCGCUUCGUCUCCAUCUCGGGCCAGAAGGUUCUGGACUCUGUUCAGGGCGCUCUGGAGCAAGCUGGAGGUUCUGACCCGGCUCUGGACGGCAUCAGGCGGCUCGUCUCCGACAAGCUGCAGGACGCCAACCACAGAUACACGGCGCUGCACACCAAGUCGACAGAGCUGGGCGGCCGGUUGGGCGGCCUGUUGGAGCGGUACCAGCAGUACCAGGACGAGGUGGUUUCCAUUCACUCCUGGCUCAGCGCUCACGAGCAAAACCAAAGCAUAGCCAAGUCCAGCGGAGACACGGACCCGCAGAACCUCCAGAACGCCCUGCGGCAGGUUCAGCUGCUGCAGGACGAGCUGGCCGAGCGCUCGGUCCAGCUGGAGAAGGUGAAGCGAGCAGGAAGAGAUCUGGUCAGCGCCGACGAAUCUCCGUCUCUGAAAGCCGUUGACAUCCUAUGCGCUGCAGACGGGUUGGAGAAGCGGUUCGGCAGCCUGUCUGCGUCGGUGUCGGAGCGGGCCGAGCAGCUGCAGACGGCCGUGGCCCAGUCCGUCAGCGUCCAGGAGGGCCUGAAGGGCCUGCUGGGCUGGCUGGACCAGCUGGUUCUGAACCCCGGACCGGUCCAGCCCACCGCCCAGGCCGUGCAGGACGCGCUGACCCAGAACCAGAAACUUCGUCAGGAGCUCCUCUCCAGGCAGGGCAGCGUGGAAGCGACGCGCGACUCCGUCUCCAAGCUGCUGCAGAGCUCGGACGCCUCCGCGGCUCCGGGCCUCCACGGCAGCCUGGACGACCUGACCCGGCGCUACGCCGCGGCCCAGAGCAGCCAGGCGGAGCGGGAGGCCCAGCUCAAGGCGCUGCUGCCGCGGCUGGAGAGCUACGAGAGGCUGGGCGUCGACCUGCAGGCCUUCACCCAGAGCAGGCUGAAGGCCCUGAGUCCCGCCGGACAGCCGGACCGCAGCGUCCACGACUACAGGCAGACCGUCGAGGAGGUGAAAUCUGAGCUGGAGCAGGAGGCGGGCCAGCUGAAAUCCUUCUGCAGCCUCGGCGCCGAGCUCAGCCAGGCCAGAGCGCUCAGCGACACCCAGAACCUGCUGGAGAACGUCAAAGAUGUGACCGACGAGUUCACCAAGCUGGAGGAAAACGUCAACGAAAGGUUUGCUGCCAUCCAGGCCUGUGAGCAGCAGCUCCACCAGUUCCGCGGCCUCUCCGGCUCCCUGGUCCGCUGGCUGCAGACGGCCCAGGACCAGCUGCCCUCCAAGGAGGCCAACCUCAACACCGAGGGUCUGCAGAGGCGGGUCCAGCAGCUCCAGGACCUGCUGAAUGACUGGGAAUCCCAAGGAUCCAGAAUCCAAGACCUGAACAAGACCGGUUCCGAGCUGGAGUCGCUCAUCAUCGACGUCACGGCUCCUCGGACCAAAACUGGAGUUCCUCAGAUCAACGGUUCUGCCGGUCCCAGCAGCGUCAACGGCAUCCACACCUGUAAAGACCUGACGGAGCUGCAGGUGACCGUCUCAGACGUGAACGCUCGCUACGACGCUCUGGGCAGCGAGCUGCAGGAGCGUCUGGGCCGCCAGCAGGCGUCUCUGGAGCUGCGGCAGAAGGCCCGGCAGAACGCGGAGGAGCUCAGGAGCUGGCUGAGCGACCGAGAGAAAAGCCUGACGCUGGGACAGAUGACUUCCCCGUCCAAACCCGAGGUGGUGCGCGCUCAGGCCCAACAAAACAAGGCUCUGCUCUCAGAGCUGGCUGAGCAUUCAGGGAAGGUGGAGGAGAUGAAAAGUACAUUGAGAAAACUAAUCGCAGACAAUCCCGACUCCCCUGAGGCCGACGGCUGGAGGCAGCAGCUGCAGGAGAUCGACUCCCGCUGGCAGACGGCCAAUCAGACGGCAGCUCAGCGGCAGACGGAGCUGGAGACGUGCGCCGACCGGCUGGGCAGCUUUGCCUCGGCGGCCAAUCAGCUCGGCCCCUGGCUGAGAGAGAAGGAGCUGAUGAUGAGCGUGCUGGGGCCCCUGAGCAUCGACCCCAACAUGCUCAACACGCAGAAGCAGCAAGUCCAGUUUAUGCUGCGGGAAUUUGACACGCGGCGGCCCCAGUUUGACCAGUUGACCCAGUCGGCGGAGGGAAUCCUGUCUCAAACCGGGGACUCGGCUCAGGACCCCAAAGACCUGGAGGAGGUCCGGACUGAACUGGGCUCCAUCUCCCAGCAGUGGGAGGAUCUGACCGGCCGGCUGACUCAGCGGUCCAGUCACAUCGAUCAGGCUCAAGGAACCAGCGAAAAAUACCAGGCCUUGCUUAAGGAUCUGUCCUCCAGCAUCGCGUCGCUCGGUGAGAGGCUGGACGCUCAGGCGUCGCUCAGCGCCCAGCCUGAGGCUCUGAAGCGCCGGCUGCAGGAAACCGGAGAGAUCCGGUCGGAGCUGGAGCGGCGGCGUGGCGAGCUGUCGGAGGCCGAGAGGCUCUGCGGGGAGCUGAGCGCCAUCGUGGCCGAGCCGUACCUAAAGGAGGAGCUGAGCAAGCGGCUGGAGAGCGUCAGCGCGCCGCUGAGGAGCCUAGAGGAGAGAGCAGCGGACGGCCUGACCCAGCUCCAGGCCGCUCUGUCCUCCACGCAGCAGUUCCAGCAGAUGUUUAAGGAGUUGCGCUCCUGGCUGGACAAGCAGUCGGACCCCAAACAAUCCCCCUCCGACUCGCUGCCCUGCCGCCCCGAGGCCAUCCGCUCCCUGCUGGCGCAGACCGAGGAGCUGCAGCGCGCCGUCGCCGGCCAGCGGGGCUCCUACGAGCUGAUCCAGGCGGAGGGCGUGUCGUUGCUCGCCACGCUGCCCGCGGACGAACGCGCCGCUCUGCAGGCCCGCCUGGCCUUGCUGAGGCAGGACUGGGAGGCCAUGAACCAGCGGAUCGCAGAGCGGGAGACCCGGCUGAAGAACUCGCUGGGCAAAGCGGAGACGUACCAGCAGCACCGCGCCGAGCUGACGCCGUGGCUGGCCGAGUGCGAGCAGAAAGAUGGAGAGGUCCGGCCGUCGCUGGACCCAUCUGUUCUGGACGAGUCUCUGCAGAAAGCCCGGGCGCUGACACUGGACCUGGAGAGACGGCAGCCCCUGCUGGAGGCUUUUAAUACUGCAGCCGACCAGCUGCUGGAGCAGUGCUGCAUCGGAGAGGAAGAGCUCCGAGACGAGAAGGCGCAGCUGAACCGGCGGGUGGACAGACUGAGCGAGGACCUCCUGAACCGGACCUCCCAGCUGGAGGAGCUGGCCGGCCGCCUGAAGGAGUUCGAGGACGGCAGACAGGCUGUGGAGAGGAGGCUGGAGGCCGCCAAGCAUCAGAUCGAAGUCCAGGAGGCUCUUGGACCUCAGGCAUGCAGCGCUAAAAGCCUGGAGAGACUGAGGAGUCAGCAGGAGAGUCUGCGCUCCCUGCAGCCUCAGGUGGUCUACCUCAAAGAUCUGGCGCAGGGCCUGGUGCAGGACGCCCCCCAGACACCAGGGGGCAGCACUGAGGGAACACAGAGGCUGCAGGAGCAGGCCAAGGACACCGAGAAGGACUAUGAUGAGGUCACUGAUAAGAUCGAGCUCUGCUGCUCCUCCCUGGAGUCGCGCCUGCAGGGCGUCGGCGAAGUCCAGUCCCACGUCCGCGACGUCUUCUCCCGCCUCGCCGACCUGGACGACGAACUGGACUCCCUGAGUCCCGUCGGCCGCGACGCCGACUCCCUGGCGUCGCAGGCGGACGCCGUGAAGAGCUUCCUGUCCCGCCUGUCCGACCUGAGGACGGAGCUGGAGGGACACGCCGCCGACUGCACCUCCAUGUUGAGGAGGGAAGGCUCCUCGCCGGACCUGCUGGCUCUGCGCAGGGAGACGGAGGCGCUGAGCCGCCAGGCUGGCAAGCUGAGCGAGCGCGGCCAGGCGAGGCUGGUUCAGAUCGAGGACGCCGCAGAGAGAGUCCAGGACUUCUACCGGCUGGUGGCGGAGCUGCAAGGCAUGCUGGGAAAAGCCGAAGACGGGCUGAACUCGCAGGGAGUGGUCGGCACGGAGGUGGAGAUGAUCAAACAGCAGCUGCAGGAGUUCAAGGUAGGACUCGCUGGGUUUGAGUCGCUGCUGAAGAUGGUCGUUUUGCUUGGAGAUUCAGAAUUUCUCCAAAACGAUCGAGAGAUUUAAAAAACGGAACUUUAA
Molecule: messenger RNA, 20178 nt
Organism: Poecilia reticulata (guppy)
Lineage: Eukaryota; Metazoa; Chordata; Actinopteri; Cyprinodontiformes; Poeciliidae
Source: RefSeq, a predicted model, not a curated record